Molecule: messenger RNA, 693 nt
Organism: Dentiscutata erythropus
Lineage: Eukaryota; Fungi; Glomeromycota; Glomeromycetes; Diversisporales; Gigasporaceae
Source: the annotation of a GenBank genome assembly
GUUAGCAAAGGUGCCAAAUCUGUUAUACCUGAAUGUAUAAUGAGUAUUGAGCCAAAAGACAAUAAAUUUUUUGACCUUUUUGACACAAUUACGUUAGGACAAUAUGAUGAUAAAGAGGUGAAAGUUUUUAUUAGAAGAGUAACUUCCGAAGGCUGGCGAGAAGUAGAUAAUGGGUUAAAUAGAGACUUGAAAAUAUUAGAAAUAUUGGGGUUUAUGCAGGUUAAAUUUUGCCUCAUUACUGUGACAAAUUUAGAUACACCAGGUUCAACUCAAAAUAAACUUGAUGCUUUUAGUAUUAUAAUGAGAAAUUCGAGAGAGCCUUUGCUUCCUCAACGUUCUACUGAAAAUAAUAACCACAACCAACUUUAUAAUGAAAUCAUUGAGCUUUUUAAAGCUUAUAAUGUUGGCUGGACUAAUGGUUUACAUGAAUCAAUAGAAAAAACAUUUAUAAUUCGUCUUGCAAGUGCUCUUUGCCAACCAUGGGCAAGUAAUAAUAGAUGGAGCCAAGUAAUACCUGCAAUUCUUUAUUUAAUUGAAGUUCUAAAAAAAUAUUCGGAUUAUUUAAUUACAACCAAUGCUAGUAUGAAUGAACUUCAUCAUAGCAAUGAAAGUGCCCGCAGUCCUGAGAAUAACAAUACUAUGUAUCAUGCUAAUGCUUGCGAACCUUGUGAGCUUAAAGAUGAAUAUAUUUAA